This is a messenger RNA of Paralichthys olivaceus (Japanese flounder), 963 nucleotides long. The record is from RefSeq and is a predicted model, not a curated record. NCBI's taxonomy places the organism in Eukaryota, Metazoa, Chordata, Actinopteri, Pleuronectiformes, Paralichthyidae.
UUUCUUGCAAAAAGAAAAGGUAUUUCAAACAUCCAGAACCAUCAAUUUGCUCCUACAAACCCAGAGCAGAUUGCAAUCACUUUCUGGCAGACGAUCACUUUUUGGAACAACACCAGUUCACCACUUAUUUGCGCAAGAAUGGAGUGUAACAACGGUCAGCGAAACCCAUCAAUGAGGAAGCAGCCCAGUUCUCAGAGAGCCCAGACUGGGUCCCUACAGACCACAGAGUACUGCGAAAGGUUUAUUGAUCCACGCAGUUAUAAGACUCUGGCCUUCACAGCACCACAGGCAGACCCCUUCCAUCCACUGGCAGGCACAAAGUACAUGCCAAUGACCACUUUAAGGAAAAAAUAUAUCCACUGCAAACGGAUGAAAGUCCCACCAAAGGCCCCAACACCGUUUUUGCCACCAGAGGCCCGAAAGCCAUCUUCACCACCAGAGUCCCAAGAGACCCCAAUGCCAUCUUCGCCACCAGAGGACCCAGAGCCAUCUUGGUUGCCAGAGACCCCAGACUCAUCAGCGUCUCGAUUCAUCACCACUCACACAUCUGAUUUUGUGGUCCAUCCACUGCAGCCCAGGGAAAGCCCUUUGAAAAGACCUUGCGCUAUUUCCCAUAAUUUGAUAUAGAUGGCUUCCUUUCGGGGCGGCAGUGGCACAAUGGCACGUCCUUGGAGAGCCAUCCUGGAGGGUCACCAGUUUGAGGGUCACCAGUUUGAGGGUCACCGGUUCGAGGGUCACCGGUUCGAGUCCCCUGCUGGACCAAGUAAGCAAACUGGUAGCUGGUGAGCUGCCAGCUUGCCUCCAGAGCUGCCAAGGUGCACCUGAGCAAGGCACCAAACCCCCAACUGCUCUAUGGGCGCCGUAUAAUGGCUGCCCUGCACCCCCUCUGUAAUGCAUGUGUUGCAUAAAUUUCAAUUGGGUGUAACUUACUGCAUGCCACAUGACAAUAAAAGUUAUGUCACU